This is a messenger RNA of Pogona vitticeps (central bearded dragon), 1529 nucleotides long. Lineage: Eukaryota; Metazoa; Chordata; Lepidosauria; Squamata; Agamidae. The record is from RefSeq and is a predicted model, not a curated record.
UAGUUUAAGACAGUAACGUUUACAAGCUUUGGUGGGUUUUCUGGUUUCUCAGCCCGGGACCUGCAGCGCUGCUGACAGCAUUGAUCUGGAUUUAUUUGCUUUUUUUUUUAAAGACAGGCUCCAAAUCGGUGCUCGAGACGACAAAAGUCAAAACAAUAGGAAAACCAAAAACAUGAUAAAACCAUCAAGGCUUUUUCUUUCUUUUUUUGCACGUGCUUUCAAUAGGAUUCGCUGCCAUAGCAGCAACAGCAGUUUGACUCCAUUGAGAAAGGAAGUCCCCGCUCGUAGAGAGGAAUCAUUCAGGUCUCGGUGGAAUUCUGCCAGCGCUAUCAUGGCAUCUGGAAUGGACAAGUCCUUGUUAUCUGCUGAACUCCAGGAGGAAGAGGAAGAGGAGGAGUUCCGGCGUCUUUUGCUUCAAGCAACUGAAAAAAUCCAGGGUUCCAUGCCCUCUCCGGUGGAGUCCAAACCCAUCCGUCCGCUCCCAGGAUUCUGCCUUAAAACUCAUACCGUUUCUGGCGAGAAGGUCUUUGUCAACGUCUGCAGGUCCCCGCACAUCCCUCCACCUCCUGACUUGUCCAAUGAAGAACUGGCAUGCCUUAUUGAGUCAGAGAAUGCCUCCGACUUCCGGAUUCCCAUGAGUCUGGGAGAGCCUCAUGCAGAAGUGGACAAGAGUGGUAAUGGGUGCACUGCCUAUGAUGUCACCAUCAGCACCAGCUUCUUCAACAAGAUGGAGGGUAACCCAUUUCUCAAAGAAUUCUUCAUCACAAUUGCCUUGGAAGGCUUGUCAGAGAAAUAUAAGAUGGAACUUAGCAAUGAAGAACGGCGGAUUCUGAAAAAUAGGAAAUUUAUGGGUUCCAUUUCAGAGCAGACCAUCCGUACUAAAUCCAAACCCAUCAUCCAGGAGAUGGACAGCAGCGCUGCCACAGUUCCUGAAUUCACCUUAGUUGCUGAGCCAUCUGUCAGUCAUCCUGACCGACUCGUCGCGAAAAUGUCCCUCCCUAAAAUGAACUCAGUGAAAUCCCUCGAGCUGGACCUGGGGGAGGACCGGAUUGUGUUACGAGGGAAGCCCGGAGUCUACCAUUUGGACAUUUUCAUUCCCUACAGCAUCAUCCCAGAGGAAAGCAGAUCUCAGUUCCACAGAAGGACCAAGAUCCUCACGAUCAUAAUGCCUGUUCAACGGCCAUCUCUGUUGCCAUGAGGUCCAAGGAGAAAGUUUGGAAGCAUGUUUGCCUCUUUGGUUGAGGGGGACCCAACCGUGACAUUGCCCUAGGGAUCCCUCACUCCUCAAGGAGACCCCAGGAUGAGGAAUGGAAAUCCAGCAAGGGGCGGGAGAUGGAAAAUCCAGCCCUGAAGGAAUGGUACUGGACUUACUUGUUCAAGAGUAGCAGUCUUGGCACCAUGAAGGUUUUGUACCCAAAUUAAAAUGUGUCCAUCAAAGCCAUUUUGUGGGUGCGUGCAGGCAUGUGCUGAAUGUUGCCAGGAAUGGUAAUUUCUCAUUUCCCCCCAAACAAUUUAAAACAGAAUUAAAC